UCGUCCGUGUGUUCGUUAACAGAACAAAAGAAGUCAAAACAAUGUCGAGUCACGAAUCGCGCCGCUUCGCUUUCCAUUUGCGAUGUUUAAUAGUGGAAACGUGUGGUGGAACUGGUUUGACUAAAAUCACCCGACCUGUAACCUUCGGUACGAACGGGGUCGAAUUUUCAUCAUUUUUGGUCCGUUUACAAUCAUCGCUCAUAGCGAAAUUCCCCGUAGAUCCAAGGUUAAAGUCGAAGCGUAAGCCAGUAAUUAGUUAACUUCCAUAAACUCGGUCAAAGGUUGCGUCGAAAUUCCGAUCGACGGCGGUUCUUCUUCCACAUCCACCCCUCUAGUACCGAAGAUCAACAAUAGAUGGCAUUACACCGAAGUUCGCUUUAAUAAACCAACGCGUUCUUCUUUUAGAGUGUUGCCAUCCAGACGGGAGGUUCCCACGUUGCUGUCAUGACAAAAAGAAAAAAACACCUAGGCGGGGUUCCAAGCCGGAUGAGCGAUUAUUUAUAGUAUGGAAGAAGGAGGAAAAAAAAAACGCUUACGUCGCCCCUCAACCCUAACCUUAUAUCAGAUCCCCCAAAAAACUUCGCUUCUCCUCCCAUACGUCAUCUCCCGCGCUCCAAUGGAUUCGCCCGCCCGGUUGUUGGUCGACUCAGUGCUGCCAACCCAGUAGUUGGCUAAGCGCCACCAUGUCUGUCUGACGGAUAAACUAUCUAUUGGAAAGGCGGUUUUGUGCGGGAUAUAAAUCACACGUGAUCUGUAAAAUAACAGCUAUCCAAUCGUUGGAUUCCCUGAACGACCAAAUUGUGCAGUUCAUCUUUUCUCAGAAUUCCUACGAACUCGUACCUUCUUCUGUUCGAUCACAAGACAACAUCUGCCAUGAUACCACCGCUGGUUGGAAUCAACAACGGGAUAACCUCAAGUCGUCGAUGGCUCUCAUGCGGCGACUUUUGCUCGAUGCUCAAGCAAAAUUUCGAAAGAUGAUGGAAGAAAAUAAGACAAUAGCUAGUCGCAUCGAAAAGGACGUUAUCGAACCCACUACCAGCGAUAUGGCCGGUAAUAUAUUAACUACUUGUGUUCCGUUAAACGUCGAAGUACCGAAUACAACGACCAGUUGCGCCGAACUUAAUUCUAACGUGCAAACAAUAUCGGACAGCAAUUCGAACUGUACUUCACCCCAGACAAUUUUGGAAGAUUCUGCUCAAGACAACCAACCCGAUAACGAUGCCAAAUGCGAAAGAUGUAAAAACUGUACCCACGACGAUGCCAAUCAAUUAGAACAUACGCUGGCCCAGUUACAAGAACAAAACGAAAAGUUGAUGGAACACAAUCUAAAUCUUCAGAAAGAAGUGGAGGAACUUAAACUCUUCAAAAAUCAAACAGAAUCCGGAGAAAACAACUUAAAACCCCAGCUACAGCAACUAGAAACGGAUCUGAAGCACGCAAGGGAGGCUUUAGCAGCGCUCAAGCAAGAUCGUAAACGGUUAAAAGCGGAGAAAUUUGAUCUAUUAAACCAAAUGAAACAACUUUACGGUACUCUAGAAGAGAAGGAAAGGGAACUCAGAGACUUUAUUCGAAGUUACGAACAGAAGAUGAAAGACAGCGAUAAAAAUCUCAAACAACUUGUAAGAGAACGAGAAGAUACGGAAAGAGAAAAGUGGAAUAUAUUGAAACAUGCCAGAGACGAAGCCGAGCGAUCCGUGGCUCUAUGUGCACAAUUGGGUUUAAAAGAAGCACAAAUUAAACAAAUGCAAGAAGAAUUAAAUUCGGUGCGGGAAAGACUCGGUUACAUGUCCGAUUUAGACAGUAGUCGAACGUAUCGGUCGAAUGGAUAUCACAGUCCUAGUACAGCAUCCACACACAUUCCGAAUGGUAGAGAUGGUAGCAAUGCUGCUACUCCUACACCUGGUUCCGAUCCCACUACUUCAUCGUCCUGUGCUGGUACUCCCACUAUCACUGUAGAUAGCGAUGCUAGUCCUAGCCACGUCUUAUCAAAUACAACAAGAGAUUGUCACAGACCAAAUCUUCCCGGUUUAUCUCAGUCUGCCGAAGAAAUAUAUAAUAGCAGUGGAGGAUCCGAUUGCAGCACGAAAAAAAGUCGUAAGAGAAGAGAAGGAAAAGGAACCUGGGGCUCUAUAUCUAGAGUUUUUGCCAGGGGACGUCAGAGAAAAUCGAUAGAAUCUACUGCUGAUAGUGAUCAGCGCUCGUCUUGGUCUCCGCAAAGUAGUUUAUGUGCCAGUCCCCUAACAGAAGAAAGUUAUAUGGAAAAACUGAAACUAUUAGAAGAAGCUCAGGGUACUCCAAUGGAAAGAUGGAAAGCCAGUACAGUAUUGGCCUGGCUAGAAGUCAGUUUAGGAAUGCCUCAGUAUGGAGCCAUGUGUGCAGAAAAUAUUAAAAGUGGAAAGGUAUUGUUAGAAUUAUCUGAUCCUGAAUUAGAAACUGGCUUAGGAAUUACUAAUAUUGUGCACAGAAGAAAACUUAGGCUAGCAAUUGAAGAGCAUAGAGAACCAUCUCUUUGUUUAUAUCCCAAGAUAUGUCUUCUUACCCAUACGUGGAUAGCCGAGGAAUGGUUACCGAGUUUAGGAUUAUCUUGUUAUGUUGAUAAUUUCACAGUACAACUUAUAGAUGGAAGAGUGUUAGAUACAUUAACAAAAAAAGAUUUGGAAAAGUAUUUGGGAGUAACAAGAAAAUUUCAUCAAGUUAGCAUAAUGCAUGGAAUUCAGCUUUUGAGGAUGGUUAAAUUUGAUAGACAAAUUUUAUCGCAAAGGAGGUCUCAUAGUGAAAAUAUGGAUGUCGAUCCCCUUGUAUGGACUAAUCAGAGAUUCAUCAAGUGGGUCCGAAGUAUAGAUUUAGUGGAAUAUGCAGAAAACUUAAGAGAUAGUGGAGUACAUGGUGCACUGGUGGUGUUGGAACCUUCAUUUACAGCAGAUACAAUGGCAACUGCUUUAGGAAUUCCAGCUUCCAAAAAUAUUAUUAGACGUCAUCUCACAACUGAAUUAGAAAAUCUUGUACAACCUGCCAGAAUGUCUUUAGAAGCAGAAGAAGUAGUUCACCGAAGAAGAAAUGAAAAGAAAUCAUCGCAAUCGUCGGGUGGUUCUAGUGUUUCUGGAUCUCUUGGGCGAAACUUUAUGCGUUCGUAUUCCAGAUCUGGAACAUUGGAGAGGCCAGAUAAAAGACGCGCCAGUAUGAGGGGUUCCUUAACUCGAGCACUUGGUCUGAAAGUUCGUCAAGAACUCGGUCGCUCUCCGAGUUUUCAUUCAACUCCUCCGUUACCAAAAUCGUCGGACACAAACAAAAGAUUUCGCUACCAGGGUCACAUUGAAUCCUUAACUGUAACGCCAGUGUGAAUAUUAAUUUCAAAGUCAUUGUAUUUCAAAGUCAACAUUAACUGACUGUUAUUGUUCAACAAUUUCAACAGAUAAUGUUAAAGAAUAGCAGCAUGUUCUUUAAUAUUUGUAUGUAUGUAUAUGUGCAUGCAUGAGUAUACGUGCUACAGUGAAUGCACCUAGAAGAAAUGAAACUUUCCAGUGCUUUGUGAAUGUAUAUACUUUGUGAAGUCAAGCUGUACAAAAUGGUCUGUGAUAAGUCAAUACAUCUUUGAUCAUCUUGCAUUGGUGAAGAAAUUAUUCUACCAAAAUUCUGCUGACACCACUAGUCUGAAAAUUACUAUUUUAAACUGGUGCUUUUUACUUGUUUGAUAAUUCUCAGUAUCUCAAUAAUACAUCUUUAUCAUAUUAUCCCCAAACAAAUUACUGCCAAGAUGUUCUCCAUAGCGUAUGCCAUUCAAUAAUUACAGGGCAAUGACAUAUUUAAACUGUUGUUUUUUGAUGAUGAAGGAACGAAAGUGGACUGUUUAAACAGCAUGUUCUAUGCAGUUCUUGAACUAUAUUAAUAGGCAGAAGUAUUAAUUAUGGAGUCACAGUACCUGAAAUAUAUUGAUUCUAAAACUGAAUUGUGAUUUAUUUAAUCUGGUUUCAGACCAAACUAUUUAAACCAUUGUGAUUGUUUUUUAAUAUACGUAUAGCUUUGUAAUUUUUAUUUUAAAAGUUAUCAACAUUUUUAUUCUCAUAUAAGAGAAAUUGUAAUUUCCUCAACAUUUGUUUUACUGUUUAAAAUUUUGUCUAAAAAUGUUCCUAAAAUGCAUAAUUAAUGGUAUUUUCUUUUUUAAUACAUUCCUUUUAUUUCAUUAUUAUAGAUGAGUAUAUAUAACUGCCACCNAAAAAAAAAAAAAAGGUUACGGGUGACAAUAGCUUUUUCCUUGGUGUGUAUUUGUGAUUUUUAAUCAACUAUAUAUUUGUAAGCAAAAAAAAUUUUAUUGUUAAAUUAAGAAUAGAUAUUAAAAGUUUAAAGUUUCUUUUCUUUCUUGGUAAUAUCUAUCAGGGAUUUAAAAUUCUUCAUUGUUAACUUCCAAUUAUAAGUUACAUAGGUUGACAGUUGUUGACUGUUUUACCCAUAACUUAGUUUAAAAUUAUCAAUGAUCUUUAAAUGUUUCGUUUCGUGGCCUGUUGUACAAUACCAAUGUUUGUGUUUCUACAAAUUAAGUUACAUUAAAUCCUAUGAAAAGCUCAAUGUUUAAAUGUAUCUAGAAUUUGUUUUAGAGCUUUAUCAUAGGACCUGGGAUAAAAUUUUGAAUGUAAAUAGUCUUCUACAGCUCAUGUACUUAUAAAAAAAAUAUGAGAGAGAGAUAUUAUAUAUAUAUAUAAAUAUAUGCACAUAUAUAUAUAUAUAUAAAUAUAUAAAUAACUUCUAAAUGUUUUAAUCUUUGUGCAUACAAGGUAAAAAAAAAUAAUUUAUGC
Molecule: messenger RNA, 4790 nt
Organism: Centruroides sculpturatus (bark scorpion)
Lineage: Eukaryota; Metazoa; Arthropoda; Arachnida; Scorpiones; Buthidae
Gene: Liprin-gamma
Product: kazrin-like
Exons: 14
Coding region: 924-3341 (805 amino acids)
Molecular function (GO): protein binding
Source: RefSeq, a predicted model, not a curated record